AACUUUUCCUUUUAUGGCAUCGAACCUAUAACUGUCUUUUGAAGAUUUGAAGACUUGUUUUAUCAUAUAAAAAGGAGGAAGCUAAUGAUCAGAGAUACUCAAAGACACAUCCAUCGCCUGAACAUUCUUGAGAUUCUCUGCUCAUACGGUGCACCUGAGCUGGACAUCUGAAGCGAUGCUCACAAACAUGAUUGUGUUGCUGUGUUUGUCUGCGCUGUUUCCCGUGUUGAUGUGCGCUGAAGAUGGCAAAUCCAGAUGUCUUCUUGCCAAAGACUGCUCUGAUGUUUAUGCAUGCGGAUACAGUACCAGUGGUGUGUACAUCGUCACCUCAGCAGAUGGACCGCUGCGGAUCUACUGUGAGAUGGUCUCUGGUGGAGAAAACGACAGAGGACAGUGGGCGGUGAUUCUCAGGCGGAUGAACGGCGAGGUGAAUUUCUUUAGGCCGUGGGAGAGUUAUAAAUGGGAUUUUGGUAAUAAAGCUGGUGAAUACUGGCUGGGUUUAGAGUUUAUUCACCAGCUGACGCGCAGAUACAAGUAUAAACUCAGAGUAGAUGUGGAGGACUUUGAUGGGAAGAAGGCUUACGCUCUGUACAACUCUUUCUCUGUGGGAUCUGAGGCUGAUGGGUACGAACUGCAAGUGAGCGGCUUUGUAGACGGAGGAGCAGGUGAUUCUUUGAGUUAUCAUAAUGGAAUGAAGUUCUCCACCUUUGACAAAGACCAAGAUCUUUCAGGAGGCAACUGCGCUUUGAAAUACUAUCAAGGAGGAUUUUGGUACAACAAAUGUUAUUACACAAACCCCACCGGUCACUAUCUGUGGGAGAAAGAUAAUAAAGUGACAAAUAUUGGAGCCACUUGGUACAACUGGAAGAAGAGCUGGGACUCUCUGAAGUCCAUCACCAUGAAGAUCAGACGUGUGAAGUAGAGCAGGGUUUGCUUCCUUUAUAUGUGCUUCAUAGCCUUAAUGCUUCACUGCAACUUGUGCACAUCCAUGACUUUUAUGCAUGCAUGAUUUUAUUAAAAUAUGGUGACAAACAA
Molecule: messenger RNA, 1035 nt
Organism: Carassius gibelio (silver crucian carp)
Lineage: Eukaryota; Metazoa; Chordata; Actinopteri; Cypriniformes; Cyprinidae
Product: microfibril-associated glycoprotein 4
Exons: 6
Coding region: 176-922 (248 amino acids)
Biological process (GO): elastic fiber assembly
Source: RefSeq, a predicted model, not a curated record